UUCACGAAGACUUCCCAGUCUCCGUCUUUAACGAAGAUGAGGCUUUCCCAGCCAAUGGCACUUCGCCAGAUCAAACUACAUUGUCGAUAGUAAUCUCUAGCCCCGAUUGUUAGUGCGGAAUACGCAACCCGAUCGAUGACUCGUCCAGGACGAGGCUUCAUCAACUUAUCUCCGCUGUACUGGAGCUGCAGAUGAUCACGAACAGGCAACUACAAGCGCCACAGCGAGACUCACAAUUCAAAUUCAUCGAAAACUAAGCUACACCACCAUCCCCUUCGUCUUUAAGGGCGUCAACAUGAGUGAUACCAAUACUCUACUCGAUGUGGACAAGUACAAGUUCAUCCCGGAGUUCGGCGGCCAAGGUAUUUCCUACUGGUCGGAGCUGCAGCGUCUUUAUGUCUCGUCCAAGGGCACUACACGCUCAUUCCUCGACACGGCGGUACAGGCGUUGCUGGAGGAGUCGGGCACGGACGAGGCCCAGAGAUCCGUCGCUUUUGAAGCUGUCAUUGACUUGAAAGACUGGCUGCAACGUGACAGUCUCGAGGGUUUGGAGCUCAACCGCGUCUUCUUCAGUAUGCCAAUGCUGAUGCUAACGCAGUGCGCCAACUACCUCAAUUUCCUCGAGGCCACAGGUGUAACCCACGGGGGGAUGGUUACGAACUCUACCACGGCUAUAGGCCACAGCCAGGGAGUAGUGAGUGCUGUCGUCUUCUCGGCAGCCAAGACGAUCGAAGAGUUCCAAGAACUGGGUGUAGCCAUGCUGCGCUAUAUGUUCUGGCAAGGACUGCGGACUCAGGAGGCGUAUCUGGAGCUGUUGGAGCAGCACAAUCAGAAGAAUGGAAGCUCUAGUCCUAUGCUGGCGGUGCGAGGACUCAAGAAGGAGCAGGUGCUCGAGACUAUUGAGAGUCAAGCUGAAAUGCCGGAUCUGCAUCUCGCGCUUAUCAACGCGUCGGAUUUGAUCAACGUGACGGGCUUCCCUGCGUCUUUAAGGACUCUAAAGCAGACACUCGAGGGGAUAAUGGCCGGGUCUGAUGUUGACCAGACUCGCGUCCCGUACUCGCAGCGAAAACCCACAGGAUCGCUGUCGUUUUUGCCGCUCUCUGCUCCCUUCCACACUCCGUUAUUGAGUGCUGCGGUGCCAAAGGUGCUCCAGGAUGUUCAGCGCCUUCGGUUCACACUCAAAGGCAGCCACCUUCAAGUCCCAGUGUACGCUACGGACAUGGAUGCGAACAAUCUGCAGACAGUUGACGAUGUUAUUGAAGAGAUAAUUAAGCUGCAGUUGUUACAGCCUGUGGACUGGACUUCGACGUGGUCAAAGAUUGCAGAGCUUCACCCUGAUGCGACGCAUGUCCUCGAAUUCGGCCCAGAUCUCGGCGUGGCGAAGUUGAGCAACAAACCAGCGGAAGGAUUGGGCAUCGAAGUGAUCAUUGCGACUGCCAAACACCCGAUUAUGGAUUUAUCCAUGCAGGUGGUCGGUCUUCAGCAGUUUAUCGACGCAGCGCCGACUUUUACCUCGAAGAAGAAGACGUGGGCUGAGAAAUUCGGUCUACAAGUGACCAAGUCAGGCGAUCUUUACAACAACUUCACGCGUGUGCUGAACAAGCCGCCGGUUAUGGUCGCUGGAAUGAUGCCGACUACCAGUUUGGAAGGUAUCGACCUAGUUGCUGCUAUCCAGAACGCUGGUUUCCACGCUGAGCUCGCUGCGGGUGGACUGUCGCGGUCUAACAUCUUUGAAAAUGCAGUGACAGAUCUCGUGUCCAAGUUAAAGCCCGGCCAUGGGAUUUCGAUCAACAUGCUGUAUUUGAACGCGAAGCAGUGGGGGUUCCAGUUCCCCAUGGUGCUUCGCAUGCGUCGUAGUGAAGUGCCAAUUGAGAGUGUCACGAUCGGCGCUGGAGUUCCAACGAAAGAGCGUGGGCUUGAAAUAUUGACGCAGCUCCAGGCUGUCGGUAUCCACUUGGUGAGCUUCAAACCGGGUUCAGUUGACGGUAUUCAUUCGGUAUUGGAGAUUGCGACGGCAGUGCCGACUAUGACUGUAAUGAUUCAGUGGACUGGUGGACGCGCUGGUGGUCACCACAGCUUUGAGGACUUUCACCAGCCGAUGGAGGAGAUGUACGCCGCAAUACGUCGCGUGUCGAACGUUCUGCUUGUUGUUGGCUCUGGUUUCGGUAACUGGGAGGACUCGGUGCAGUAUCUUACGGGCGAGUGGAGUUUGACGCGUGGUUAUCCGUACAGGAUGCCAGUGGAUGGAAUUCUACUUGGCUCUCGUGUGAUGGUUGCCAAGGAGGCUGCGACGGCGCCGGAAGUCAAGCAGUUGCUUGUAAACACACCGGGUAUCGAGGAAUCGGAGUGGGAAACUAGUUACUCAGGUGUUGUGGGCGGGUUGAUCACGGUUUCUUCAGAGCUGGGCGAGCCGAUUCACGUCGUGGCAAGCCGUUGCGCUCUGCUGUGGAAGGAAUUCGACGACAAAUACUUCUCCCUACCACGUGAACAAUUGGAACUUGCUCUUCGGCUAAACAAGAAGGACAUCAUCACUCGUCUGAACGCGGACUAUCAGAAGCCGUACUUCGGCUGUAAAAUUGAUGCCGAGACUGUUGAAAUAGUCCCCGCUGACUUGGAGCAGAUGACGUACGGAGAAGUAUUGUCUCGUAUGAUCGACUUGAUGUCCGUGGAGAUCCCUGUGAAGCCGCAGCGAUGGCUGGACGAGUCGUAUUUCUCGCGUUUCAGCGACUUCUUGGUGCGCACAGAGCAGCGUUUCCACCGUCAAGGCUCUGAUGAUAUAUUUGCCACAACGGAGCUGAAGAUGAACCCGCGAGGUGCGCUUGAAGCUUUUGUCGCGAAGUAUCCGCAAGUAGCAUCAACGUUGAUGUCUGUCUUGGACUGCGAGUUCUUCCUCGAACUGUGUCGCUCUGGUGGCAAGCCCGUGAACUUCAUGCCUGUUAUUGACGCGGAAUUCAAGACCUGGUUCAAGAAGGACUCGCUCUGGUACUCGGAGGAUUUGGACGCAGUGCCAGAGCGCGAUGAGCAGCGCGUGUUGAUCCUUCAGGGGCCUGUAGCAGUUCGCCACAGUACGAUAAUGGACGAGCCCGUCGCGGAUAUCUUAACAGGCAUUGUCGACGGCUUCGCCAGUACCGUGUCGGAGGAUGUUGCUGUUGGGGGAACCAUCAAGCAGGCCAUCAAUAUCGCCAGUGUACAAGUUACGGAGAGUCAAGCCAGUAUGGAAUACUCGAUAAGCGCCCUGGUCUCUGCUAAUGAGUGGCUCACUGCUCUAGCCGCAUCCGUGAUGGACAAAGACUGGCUGAAUGCGGUUAUCUCGUCGAAUCACGUUGUCGAGAACAAGAAGUGGGUUCCCAACCCGAUCCGUCAGCUUCUUAUGCCUCAGAUAGGACAAAAGUACGUGGUUAACGCUGCCGGCAUCCGCGUUUUCGACAGCUCCAUUAACAUGUCAGGUCCUGUGAUCGAGAUCACGAAGAAACAUGCGAAUAUUUCGGUUAUAGUGAGCGAGGUGCGUCCAGCGGUGGCAGAUCUAAAAGCUGAUGUUGUGACGCUGGAGAUGACGUUUACCUACCAUUCUGAAAUGUCCUGCUCGAUCCACGCUGAAGGCAGCGAUUAUAUCGACAAAGUGAAGGCAUUCUACGCUCGUUUCUGGGUGGCGAUUGAGGACAAGGAAGAGGAGUCGUGCAAGGCUGCAUGUACUGCGAGUGUUAAGGAUUCUUUCAUGACUAACUUUGCUGUUACGAAAGAGGAUAUCAUUGCGUACCGUACAGCUUUGGGACUCAAGUGCGACGAGGUCGGCGCUCCUGUUGACUUCUCGACGGUCGUCUCGUGGCGUGCGCUGAUCCAGUCGGUGCUGGCGAACGAAGUGAAGGGCAAUCUAUUGAAUCUCGUGCAUCUGAAGCAUUCGUACAAGUUGCUGUCUUCACGCAAGUACUCGGCCAUGUUCUUGCCUGGCGACGACAUCGUGAGCACGGCCAAGGUUGCUAGUCUACGCAUUAUCGACAGUGGCAAGAUUGUACACAGCAUGGCCACCAUCUCAAGACGAGCUUUGAACGACGACAUGGAGGUGUUUGAGCCUCUUGUAGAACUGCACAGCGAGUUCCUCAUCCGUGGUUGUUUCACUGACUUCGAGUCCACGUUCUCCGUUGAAGAGACAAAGCACGAGUUCGUUCUCAAAGACGCAGAAGAGUUAAAGACGAAAACAUGGCUGAAACUCGCAGCCGAGACUUCAGUAAACGUGGGGGACCGUCUAGCACUUCAGCUAACGACCAAGAGGCAGUACGCGUCGAUCAGCUCUCUAAGCUCGUUGGAAGUCUCUGGUGUUUUAUUCCGUGGAGAAGCGGGGACCACAGUCGAGAUCGGCGCGGUUGAGUUCAAGAGCGACGAAGUGAACGAGAGCCCUAUCACAGCGUUCUUACGGCAGGUACAGCUUGAGACUAGCGGGAUGUUUGUGAACAAUGGUUCUUACAUGCUGGAGACGCCGCUGGAGAUCAACGUCCCGACGAACGCGCUGGCGUACGCCGUAGCAUCUCGAGACCUGAAUCCGAUCCACCGGUCCAACUACGCUGCUAUUCUGGCUGGAUUGAAGGGUAAACCGAUCAUGCACGGCAUGUGGACAGCAACUAAAGUGCGUGAUCUGGUGACCCAGAGCUUCAGUCAGGGCUUGGACAGCAACGUCGUCGAGUACGAAGUGAGCUUCGACGGCAUGGUUUACCCGGGCGACAAGUUGUUCAUGCAAGCGCGUCACGUUGGACAGAAGAAUGGGAACAAGAUCUUGUCCAUUGAGGUCGUCAACUCAUCAAGUGAGCGUGUGAUCACUGCACGUGCCGUCGUGAAACAACGACCGACAGCCUUUGUAUUCACCGGCCAAGGCUCGGCUGAGGUAGGGAUGGGUAUGAAUCGAUACCAGGAAUCCCCAAUUGCUCGGGAGAUCUGGGACCGUGGCGAUCGUCACUUACUCAACAUGUUCGGCUUCUCGAUCCUCGACAUUGUACACAACAAUCCCAAGUCGAUCACUGUAUACUUUGGCGGUAAGAAAGGCCGUAGGAUUCGUGAGAAGUACAUGAGCUUGACGUGUGAAGACCCGACGACUGGCGAGACGGUGCCGUUGCUACCCGAGAUCAACACACGCACGCAGAGCUUCACGUUCUCCUUGCCGGAAGGUUUACUCUUUGCGACUCAGUUCAACCAGCCUGCGAUUGUUCUAUUGGAGAAGGCCAUGUUCUCGGAGAUUGAGGAUGCGCAACUGAUCCCGAGCGACGCGUUCUUCGCUGGCCACUCACUUGGCGAGUACGCCGGUCUCAGUUCGUUUGCGGGUGUUUUAGCUUUAGAAGACGUGGUGGAAGUGGUGUUCUUACGUGGCUUGAUCAUGCAGAGGGCAGUGAAACGUGAUGCUGAAGGACGCUCGGACUAUGGCAUGGUAGCUGCGAACCCCAUGCGUGUUGGGUCUCAUAUGACAGAAGAGCUGCUGUACACGAUCGUACAGGGCAUUGAAGCAGCAUCCGGUAAACUCUUACAGGUCGUGAACUUUAACGUCCAGCAAUACCAGUACGUCGUCGCCGGUGAUAGUGUGAAUCUGGAGACGUUGUCACUCGGUCUCGCUGCGUUUAAGACUCUGAAGUCGACAGAGUCUGAAGAUGUGGACAAGAUCAUCAUGUACUCGCUGGAACAAGCUCGAGCUCGUAAGGAGGAAUGCGAGCAACGUGGUCGUCCGUUCAUGCUGACUAGAGGCCUGGCCACUAUCCCUCUACCGGGUAUUGACGUGCCCUUCCACUCGCGUGAGCUACUGAGCGGUGUGCCAUCAUUCCGUGAGCUGCUGAGAACUAAGUUCGACCCACACGUGCUGGAACGUCAGCUACCGCUUCUUGAGGGUCGCUAUAUUCCCAACUUGGUGGCCACUCCGUUCUCGCUGGAGCGAUCAUACUUCCAGAAGGUGUAUGCAGCGACUAGGAGUCGCUAUCUGGCUGAGAUUCUUGACUCAAAAAAGUGGGAAUCAGCCUCGAAGGCCCAACUUGCUCACCUGCUAAUGGUGGAGUUACUAGCGUACCAGUUUGCGUCUCCAGUUCAGUGGAUUAAGACGCAGCAGCUUCUGUUCUCUCAGGGUGGCGUCCAUCGCUUCGUGGAGAUUGGGCCAGCUCCGGCACUGACCAACAUGGCACUGCGUACUCUUGAGAUCGGCGAUUACCCAAACGUGCCACGUGAGAUCUUCUGGUACCAGCGUGACCGCGAAGCUGUGCAUUUUGAAGAGGAGACGAGCAACAUCUCAGCUUUCGAGCACGUUCGAGGGUUAGCUGGCGAGGUUAUCGCUACGGAGCCUGUACCGAAGGUAGAGGAAGUCCUGGCGCCGGCACCGGUUGCCGCUGUCCCCGUCCAGCAGAUCCAAGCUGCUCUGGCUCCAGCUCCUGAUGCUCCGGUCGCCGCUCUCCACGUCCUGCGUGUGUUCCUCGCUGUGCGUUUGAAUAAGGACUUGGCUGAGAUCAGAGAAGAUACGGACGUGAAGACGCUGUGCGCCGGCAAGUCUGCUGUCCAAAAUGAGAUUCUUGGUGACCUCGAAAAGGAGUUUGGUUCGGUUACUGAGGAUGCCGGGGAGAUGCCGCUGAAGGAGCUGGAGUCCAAGUUCUCCGGUUACAAGACGCUUGGCAAGGUGACGAAUGGUCUGAUCAACAGGAUGGUGGCGAGCAAGAUGCCUGGUGGCUUCACGAUGUCCAGUAUCAAGGAGUACUUGAGCUCUGAGAAAGGUCUGGGCGCUGGACGCAUGGAGAGCGUGCUGGUUCACUCCCUGCUUCUUGCCCCACAGACUCGUGUCAAGAGCGAUGCGGACGCGCGCAAGUGGCUGGACGAGACUAUGAAGGAUUACGCUUCAUGCGCUGGCAUCUCUCUCGACUGUCCGACGGUAGCUGCUACGUCCGAUGCUGUGGGCAUGUCAUUCAACCCUGUCCCCGUGUCGAUCCCGACGGUGAGUGGCAAACCUGUGGAGGCCAAACACUCUCUGCUUGUGAUGCUGGCUGCCAAGUUCGGCAAGGCUUUUAACGAGAUUCUGGAGACUGCGACCAUUAAGGAGCUGGCAGCGGGCAAGUCGGCCAUGCAGAACGAGAUCGUUGGUGACGUGGAGAAGGAGUUUGGUUCAGUACCUGACGAUGCGGCCGAGAUGAAGUUGGUCGAGUUAGCUGGAACGUUUGUUGACUACGCGUCGCCUGGUAGAGCGACGAGUGCUCUGAUUGCUAAGAUGCUGGCGAGUAAGAUGCCUGGUGGCUUCGGUUUGUCUGCUAUCAAGGAGUAUUUGUCCAGUGAGCGCUGUCUGCCGAGUGGCCGGGUCGACAGUGUGCUGCUACACGGCCUGACGCAGAACCCGAAGCUGCGGCUGACGGAUGAUGCGGCUGCGAAGACGUGGCUGGAUGGAGUUGCAGACGACUACGCCCUGUAUUCUGGCAUUGAAAUCCCGUACCUAUCGAAGUUAGGAGGCAUGAUGGCAGCUCCGGCGUUGGGACAGCAGGUGAUCCAGUCGAGUUCGCUGUCGAGAGACUUUGAGAAGCGUUUGAAGACCAUGAUCGCGGAUCAAGUCGACGCGCUGAACUCGUUCUUGGGUGAAGAUAAGCUGGACUGGCAUCGACAACUUGAAGCGGAGGUGGGAGUACGCCAGUACGCCGAAUCUUCAAUGUCUCAGUGGCUGACUGAGCACGACGAAAGCUACACUGCUGGUAUUACUGGCAAGUUCGACGCGAAGAAGGAGCGACAGUACGACAGCUACUGGAACUGGGCUGUUCAGGACAUGAUGGAGCUGUACUACGGUAGUAUGCUCGAGGACCGAUCUGGAGAUCCCGCUCUCGAGAGGGCCAAGCUGUACGUGCACAAUCGUGCCACGCCUGAGCUCUUGCAGUGUAUUCAGUUCUUUUCAUCACGAGCUGAGAAAGAAGGCAGGUCGGAGCUUGCUGAAACCUUUCGACUACUGGCAGGUCAAGUCCAAGACGGAGUAAACACGGAUCCUGUGAACAUCCAGCUCUUCACACCAACACAGCCCCAGCUUCGUGUUCGUGAGGACGGUGAGCUGGAGUACUCUGAAGUACCUCGCAUUGGUGUAGGAGACUCAAGCAGCUACGUCGAUGAAGUGGCUCGUGGCCUGGAGUACGACAACGUAGAAACGGAGACGUUGGCUGGUUCUGGUAUCACUAGCGAGAGCCUGAAGAAUAUCGUGCUCCCUCACGUACACGUCCGCAAGCCGUCCGACGUGGAUCCGACAUUCCGAUUGUACGACGUUGAAUCGACCUGCGUGUUGCUAUCGUGCAUGCGUGAGAUGGCGUCGACUGGUAUCUCGUUCGCUGGCAAGGUGGCCCUACUCACUGGCUGCGGUAAGAACUCCAUUGGGGUCGAGAUCGUUAAAGCAUUGCUGGAAGGUGGCGCUACUGUGUUCGUGGCAACGAGCAGCUUCAGCAUGAUGACGACAGGAGUGUUCCGGGAGAUGUACCAACAACACGGCAGUCGCGGUAGCCGUCUCAUUGUACUCCCGUUCAAUCAAGCGUCCAAGACGGAUGUGCAGGGUCUAGUGACUCACAUUUACAGCGUACACAAGCUCGAUCUGGACUGCGUCAUCCCGUUUGCAGCGCUCUCAGAAGUUGGACGCACAAUCACUGACAUCGACUCGCGUUCGGAACUGGCGCAUCGUAUCAUGCUGACCAACAUCGUUCGUCUACUGGGUGAGGUCGUUACAGCGAAGAAGACACGAGGCAUUACGACUCGUCCGGCGCUCGUGAUCCUUCCAAUGUCUCCAAACCACGGCGAUUUCGGUGGAGACGGACUGUACGCGGAGUCGAAGCUGGGAAUGGAGAGUCUCAUGAGCAAGUGGCGGUCGGAGGAUUGGAGUGAACAGCUUUCCAUCAUCGGUGCCGUUAUCGGCUGGACACGAGGUACAGGACUCAUGUCGAGUAACAACGUGGUCGCUGCUGACGUCGAGAAGAUGGGAGUGCGCACAUUCAGCAUGACGGAAAUGGGCUUCAACUUGAGCGCACUGCUGCACCCGACUAUGGUUGAUCGCGCGGCGGAUGCACCGAUCUAUGUAGACUUUAGUGGCGGCAUGGCUCAAGUGAGUGGUCUGAAGGACCAGGUUGAUGCCAUUCGUAUGAAGAUCAUGAAGACGGCGAAACUGAAGACGGCUAUCCAUGCUGACAAGAGGAAGACGAAACAUUUGAAGGUUUUACCUCGUGCGAACUUGUCGAGCUACUACUGCAACACGUUCCCUAACCUGGCAAAUGUGGCUGGUUUAUCUGCCUCGUCGAAGCAGGAAUUGAUGCGAGGUAUGCUGGACCUGCGCCAAGUUGUCGUCGUAACGGGCUUCGGAGAGGUGAGUCCGUGGGGCAACUCGCGUACGCGGUGGGAGAUGGAGUCGUACGGCGAGUUCUCGCUGGAAGGCUGCAUUGAAUUGGCUUGGCUGACAGGCCGUAUCGUGCUGAAGGGUGGCAAUUGGGUCGAUGCCAAGACGGAGGAGAUUGUAUCGGACCACCAGGUGAAGGCCCGCUACGAGGAGGAUAUCUUGAACCACGCGGGGAUCCGUAUCGUGGAUCCGGAGCUGUUCGACGGCUACGACCCGAAGAACAAGAUGGUGCUGCAUCAAAUUGCCAUUGACAAGAAGAUGUCGCCGAUCGAAGUGGCCGAUCGAGAGGAAGCUCUGCAGUUCCGCAAGGAGCUUGGCAAGGACAACGUGGACGUGUUCCAGAGCGCGUCGGGCGCGUGGAUGAUUUGUCUACGCAAGGGCUCCGUCCUGAAUAUCCCCCGCGCUUUAAACUUCGAUCGGUUUGUAGCUGGUCAGAUCCCAACCGGAUGGAGUGCUGAACGUCUGGGUCUGCCAAAAGAUAUUGCUGAGUCCGUAGAUCCGAUCACGCUGUACGCCUUGGCAUCAACGAUGGAUGCGUUCGUUGCAGCGGGCAUGACGGACCCGUAUGAGUUUUACCAGUACGUGCACGUCUCGGAGGUCGGUAACACGUCUGGCGGUGGUAUGGGAGGCUUCCGUGCGUACUCUCAAAUCUACAAGGGACGAUUGCUGGGAAAGCCUGCUCCGAGUGACAUCUUGCAGGAAUGCUUCAUCAACACACCUCCAGCUUGGGUGAACAUGUUGUUACUCAGUUCGUCCGGUCCGAUCAAGACUCCGGUUGGUGCGUGUGCCACAGCUGCCGAGUCCGUUGACAUUGCCGUCGAGACAAUCAAGAACGGGAAAGCGCGCGUGUGUAUUGUUGGCGGCUACGACGAUUUUGGAGAGGAGAGUGCGUUCGAGUUUGCACAAAUGAAGGCGACGAGUGACUCGGUCAAGGAGAUGAGUAUGGGUCGAGAGCCGAAGGAAAUGUGUCGUCCGUGUUCAAGUACGCUGGACGGCUUCAUGGAGAGCCAUGGUGCUGGCAUUCAGCUGUUGAUGGACGCUCAACUUGCGCUGGACAUGGGGCUACCGAUCUACGGAAUUAUCGCACUCGCCAACACGGCGACGGACAAGAUCGGCCGCUCGAUACCAGCUCCUGGCCAGGGGAUUCUGACCACAGCUCGUGAGACCGUGGCAAAGCUGUCACCGCUGCUGGACGUGGAGUAUCGACACCGCCAGUUCGACGAUGAGCUUGAGAGUAUUGAGAAGUGGUUUGCACGCGAGAAGAUGCUGGUCGACGUAGACGAUACGCGCUUGAAGCUGCUCGAUGAGAUCAAGGAGCGCAAGGUGAAGGCCGCGCAGGCCAUGUAUGGCGAAAGUUUCUACGUUGGACGCACGGACAUCGCUCCUCUUCGCGGUGCGUUGAGUGUCUGGAAUCUGGACGUGGACGACCUAGGAGCAGCGAGCUUCCACGGUACAGGUACUAAGGCCAACGAUAAGAACGAGAGUGAGGUGACACACAAGCAGAUGACUCACCUAGGACGUUCUCCGGGCAACCCGUUGUCGGUCAUCUGUCAGAAGAGCAUCACUGGACACCCCAAAGGCGCGGCUGCCGCGUGGCAACUCAACGGACUGCUGCAGGUGCUGAAUACCGGACUGAUUCCUGGCAACAGGCAGCUGGACAACACGUGGGAGAUGCUGCGAAAGUACAACCACCUCGUAUAUCCGAACCGGAGUCUACAGACUAACGGUAUCAAGGCCGUGCUACUCAAGAGCUUUGGCUUUGGUCAGGCGAGUGGAGAGCUGCUGGUGGUGCAUCCGGAUUAUUUACUUUCUACGCUGUCCGUCGUGGACUUUCAACAGUAUUCAGCUCGUCGUGAGAAGCGUCUGGUCAAGAUGAACACGCACGCACAGAGUGUGAUCACGGGCAAGAAGCCGCACAUCCAAGUAAAGAACGAGGCGCCGUAUUCAUCAGCACUGGAGAGCAGCGUGUAUCUGGACCCGACAGCUCGUGCACAGUACGACGCGGUCUCCCAGACGUGGCGCUUUGGCGGCACCGCUGCCUCUCAACGGCGUCACCGUGUAAAGCGUGGUAAGAAGACCAAUACGAUUAAACUGGUACACUCGAAGAAGACAUCCAAACUUGAUUCUUCGUCGUCUCUGCUGGCUGCUAUUGGCAACACUGCGAUUGAACUCGGCUUGUCGAAGAACAUGAGCGUGGGGGUGGACGUGCAGCCUGUGGCCACGUUCGAGAGUCUAAACGACCGCGAGGACUUUAUCCGGCGCAACUUUAGCGAUCAGGAGAGCGCAUACUGCUACAGCGCACCUCAUCCUGCUGCCAGCUUUGCAGCUCGCUGGGCUGUCAAGGAAGCAGUGAUUAAGGCCAUCUCGAGUGUCGCUCCGACUGAAUCAUACCUCUGGCAAGGUGCUGAAGCUUCACGACGAGACAUCGAGGUCGUCAUGACGGCAUCGGGAGCACCGACCGUGCAGCUGUCGGGAUACCCACUACACAUCUUCGAUCGCCUCGAGCUGGCCAAGCUCAGUGUGUCCAUCAGUCACUCGGGCGCAUUCGCCGUCGCGCAAGUUGUUGCGAGCUUCGAGUAGGAGUAAGGACGUCCGAUUAUGGCGAUCUUGGCUCCGUGAGCAUCGAGACUAAAGUGUAUAAAACUACAAUAACAACCAAGGUAGAUAGCCGCAUAUACAUACAGUUAUGGGUUGUCAAAGAUUGAAACAAAAAAAAUAAACUCACACAGCACUGACGUCAACUGCUGGAGCACAAUGAGUAUGGACAACAUCUUUCACGAACGCAUCUCCAUUGUGGUCGUCGCAGUAGGAAGUGUCUGCUAUAAUAAACAGGGAAAC
Molecule: messenger RNA, 12196 nt
Organism: Phytophthora nicotianae INRA-310
Lineage: Eukaryota; Oomycota; Peronosporomycetes; Peronosporales; Peronosporaceae
Product: holo-[acyl-carrier-protein] synthase
Exons: 2
Coding region: 296-11938 (3880 amino acids)
Biological process (GO): long-chain fatty acid biosynthetic process
Cellular component (GO): fatty acid synthase complex
Molecular function (GO): magnesium ion binding; enoyl-[acyl-carrier-protein] reductase (NADH) activity; fatty acid synthase activity
Source: RefSeq, a predicted model, not a curated record